CCGACCGAGCGGACCACACCAAUCCCACACCCCCACCCCCACCCCCACCCAAUCGGAAGACCGUGCGGCCGCCGGCCGCGAUCGGAGAAGAUGGUGCGCAAGGCAAAGGUUGAGUUCGAUGAGCAGCCACCGGAUAACUUCGACCCGAAGAACCCAUAUGCGGACCCGGUGGCUAUGCUGGAGUACCGGGAACACCUGGUGCGGGAGAAGUGGAUCCAGAUCGAGACCGCCAAGAUCAUCCGGGAGCGCCUCCGCUGGUGCUACCGCAUCGAGGGGAUCAACCACCACCAGAAGUGCCGCCACCUCGUGGACCAGUACCUAGAGGCUACACGCGGCGUGGGUUGGGGCAAAGAUGCCCGACCGCCCGAGUUACACGAGCCCAAGAAGAUCAUCGAGGCGGAGUAGCUGCUGCCUCGGCUUCUCGUGCUGCUGUUCCUGGAUUGGAGGGGUUGCAACUGCUGCAGGAUUUCGGUCAUUUGACGCCAUCCGUCGCCCGUCGUCGCUACUCCCAUGCCCGGCUUGUUCUUUUCCUUUUCCUGUCCUGAACUAGCCUCAAUAUACUGGAGACCAAGAGCCGACAGGGAAUGUCUGGAUCGUGCAGGAACCUUGAGAGAGAUGGCUGAUGCUGCAGACCUAGACGACCGAUGAUGCAUUAUGACCUACCACAUUGCUCUCCUCAUCGGAGUGUGCUUGCAACUGUAUUACUGAUUUGAUGCAGGUUACUAUUGUUGUAACAUUGGCUGCAUCCUUUGCGAUCUCCUUUUUCCCCCCUCAUCACAUAUGUGUACAGUGGCCUGUUCAAUGCUUCAUAGAAGCAUAUAGGCUGAUGUCUUUUUCAUCACUGUGCAACUUGCCACCAAUAUUCCAUCUCUGUCGAGUCCAACACAGAUAGAAUUGUACUGUCUUUUUUCAAAGAGGUGCAGAGAUCAGGCACACCAAAGCAGCAGCAGCAUCCUAUUGAAGACCAGGAUUUUGAAGAAUCUAUAACUAAUCAAGAAGCAGACCAUUAUGAUUGUUGGUACGAGAGCAGGAGAUCAGGUGGCACGACAAAAAGUAGGCUGAGAGCGCAAAUGUAUUGUUAAGUAACCAGGUGACAUUGUGCUGCAUAACAAAUGAAUGAAGUCAAAUGAACUGAAUAAUUGUAUAUGAAGUCCAAUGAACUGAAUAAUUGUAUGAGCUAAACAAUUGCAUAACAAAUGAAUUGCUCACAGAUUCAGAGUUUCAGAAUAUUAAGCACUAGGCUUUAACCAAUGAUAGAAUUAUGCUCAGCAUGGGCUUUAACCAAUUCACAUUGCAAACCUACUCAGUGAACAGCAGAGUUUCAGUUUUUGCAAACCUAUUGAAUUGCAAACAUAUAAAAUACUUUGUAUAGAUUUUUAGGGAAGUGAUGUUCCAUAGAUUUUUAUCUUGGUAGUGCAAUAUGAAAGCAGUUCUACUACUGCUAUUUUCCUUACUAGUAUUGCAAACAUCGUACAUGUGUGAGAGGGAAUUUUAUGACAGUGGAGAAUACAUGUUUUUGUCUUCAUGUUUCUAGGGAGGUAUCAGCUACCAUGUCUUGGACCCGAGACCGAGACUCAUCCAGUUCAAGGAGCUCCCGCGCUCACCAGUGUAGGAUCCCCUGGCCUGGCAGCCCCUGGCUUUCCCUCUCUGAAUGAUGCCACGUAGCAGAUCAGGAAAGGAGCAAGAAGACGGACCAGAGGAGGCGGAGGGAUGGAGAGGGAUCGGGGCCUUCGACGGCACAUAUGGGAACGAGUACGAGAUGGGAACGGGACUGUCGAGUGGUGGCGGAUCGGGAGCAGAUGUUGGCGGCGGAGAAGAAGCCUGAAAUAUUCGUGGAGGUUGAGAAGAGCGCAAACGGUAUAGGGCCACGCUUCUCUGUGUCUCAAAUAUCCUACCCUUCAAGUUGGGCCCCAAAACGUUUAGACAAAUUUUAUUGAAAUGGGGCUCCUGUUGGAGCUCUCCUUUUUUGUUUAGGCCCUAUAUUUUAAUUUGUUUCUAUGUUUAAGGCUCCUAUUGGAGUUGCUUUACAAAGCCAUUUGUGAUGCUGGUAAUUCAUUGCAAUCACUUUGGGGCCAGUAGUCACUUGGGAGGGGUUAACCGGAAGUAGAGAAUAGAAUAUAAUAGAUUGAAUGCUAAACUGGCAACGAUUUCCAUUUAAGUA
Molecule: messenger RNA, 2161 nt
Organism: Zea mays
Lineage: Eukaryota; Viridiplantae; Streptophyta; Magnoliopsida; Poales; Poaceae
Product: NADH dehydrogenase [ubiquinone] 1 beta subcomplex subunit 10-A
Exons: 3
Coding region: 91-405 (104 amino acids)
Cellular component (GO): respiratory chain complex I
Source: RefSeq, a predicted model, not a curated record